AGUAGACUAACCGUGUGUACCCUAGAUAUCGCGACCAACUUUCAAAUGCUUGUCCUGUCUUCGGCUCUUGCUUGAAACUUCUCCAGGAUGAAUCACGAUAUGCCUCGGAGCGCUACCUGCAAUGGAACGACCAAGUUGGGUACCACAUGUCGUAACUAUGCUAAAAAUGGGCAUUCUUCUUGCCGUCACCACCCGGAGCAGUUGAAGUUGCCUAUCAGAGAUCAUGUCACAGGCAAAAGGAACACAGAUACCGAGGAUCCCAGCAUUGUUGCCCAGAGUAAUGGCAAGUCCAACUUGUAUUAUAAUGCACAAUCUGGUACUCAGAACAUUAAUUCGGGCAAUGGAAACCAAUUUCCUGAAGCGAAAUUCGAGGGAGACGUAAAGUUCUACCAAACCGGGAUUGAGAACUGCGGGAAUCAUUACAACACGAAUAAUGUCAACAAUAAGACUACAAUCUCGGAACAGAAAGUACCAGAAACCCCCGAAGAAUACCAUACUUAUGUCUUGAACUAUACAAUCAACAAUCUGCCUGGAUUUCAGUUCGAUCAUGAAGAUCGUGCAAGGAAAGCUGCUGAGCUAUUAUCGAAUGAUAUCGAUGGCGACUUCGCCGUGGACAGGGAACUCGCUCAGAAAGUUAUCAAGCUUGACAUGUUCGAUUUCAUGAUCUUAUGCGAUAAUAGUUAUUCUAUGCGAAAUAAACAAGGGGUGCUCCAAGACACACUCAAGCGUUUGUCCAAGGUUGCGAACAUACUCACCCCAAAGGGGAUAUGCAUUCGAUUUCUCAACACUAUCAAGGAUGGUGACAACGAUUACGACGGAUUGUCCGCAGAAGAUAUUGAGAAAAGAUUUAAGAAGAUAGAGUUUAAGAAAGGGUCUAUGCUAGGGACGGCCGUGGACAAAAAGAUCGUCGAGGUUCUAACUGCGCAGGCACAAAGCGGCGAGCUGAAAAGGCCUGUAAUAGUGAUAAUUAUCACUGACGGAGAGCCACGUAAAGAACCCCGCGACACCCUCAUGAAGGCAAUCAAGUCUUGCAAAGAAUCCGAAGCGAUCAAAUCGCUCGGUCGCGCAGCUGUCGUGUUCAUUGUUGCCCAGAUUGGGAAGUCAGCAUCAGCCACGGGAUUUCUACAUGAGCUUGAAACUGAUAAGAGAGUAAGUGGCAUGGUCUACUGUUCUGUGGAAAGCCUUAACAGGCAGCAUACCGAUAAGGGUUCACUAUCCCCAGCCGGUGAUGCACAGUCCAAGGCAAAUAUUGAGAGAGAAAAUAUGACCCUUAAUCCUGCAUUGUAUGAGGCACUUUUGGCCCUCUUGCUUUUCGACAGCGAUCGGUGA
Molecule: messenger RNA, 1329 nt
Organism: Xylaria bambusicola
Lineage: Eukaryota; Fungi; Ascomycota; Sordariomycetes; Xylariales; Xylariaceae
Exons: 5
Coding region: 88-1329 (413 amino acids)
Source: RefSeq, a predicted model, not a curated record